AUGUCAGGCAGGCGUUUACUCGACGCCUUACAAUUCCUAAAUGUCUCCAAGACAAUUGCUGCAAAGCAUUUAGCGAUUCGACAACAUCAACUCGAUGUCUAUACGCGGACCUCAUCCCUAACCAAGGGCAUCAAGGCCCAGACGGAAGGGUUGAUCCUGACCGCUCAAGCCGCCGCCGCUCUCGCCCGCCGAUUUGACGACGCACCUCCGCCGAGCUCGGCAAACUCGCCCCCGGCCGCCGACAGGGCCACUGCAACAUCGCCACCCCCCGAUCAGGCGCGCAAACUGCAACGUCAGGCUGAAUCUCAGAUUCCUGCGGAUGUCGCCCAGUAUACCGGCAAGGAGAACUCCGAUGCAUUGAAUGUGAGCCAGCAACAGGAUGUCUUUUACGAGCCGUUCACCCAAUCCGGGCCGGAUUUGUCGAGCUUGCCGAGAGUCAAGCUCCCCAAGGUCGCCGGCGACGCUCAAGUGGGUAAUAGUGAGUUAAAUGCGGAUGUCUUCACCUCGCCGGUGCCGAACAAGCCGGCACCCGAGGAGGAGAUGUCAGAGGAGAUGAUACAGGGUCUCUUCCACAGUCCGCGAGUAUCGCGGAUGAUCGCAGGAAAGCCACCACCAAAGAGGGAUUGGAAGCUAGCACCGAAGCCUGAACAGUCAGGUGUCGAUGUCGCCAAGCCCAUCUUGCCGACACCUGUGAAAUCCGAGACCGAGCAAAUGGAAGAGCUGGCCGCCAGCGUCGCAGAGGACGUGGUGCCGAGCACGGAUACCGUCGAGGUCAAGGCCAAACCAUACCAGAUGCUGGAGUCACGCGUGCCGUCUUCCCGGCUCGGCCGACUCUGGCAGUACAGUGGUCUGGCGACCUCGAUGGCAUUUGGUGCGGUCGGCGAAGGCCUGCGCCGCGCCACUGGCAGUCAGGAUAGUGGCUCGCUCAUGUUUAGUGCCGGUAACAUGGAACGCAUGGUCGCCAAGCUAUCCAAGAUGCGCGGGGCAGCUUUGAAGCUCGGCCAAAUGCUCAGUAUCCAAGACUCAAAUAUGCUCCCCGAGCCAAUCCAGCAAGUCCUGCAGCGGGUCCAGGAUCGCGCGGACUACAUGCCCGCCUGGCAGCGUGACCAGGUCCUAGUCGAAAACCUUGGACCAAACUGGCGUGACCUCUACACGUCAUUCAAUGAGGUUCCGAUGGCGGCUGCCUCUAUCGGGCAGGUCCACUCUGCUGUUCUGAAGAGCACCGGCAAGCCCGUCGCUGUCAAAAUUCAGUACCCGGGUGUCGCAGACUCCAUUGACAGCGACCUCAACAACCUCUCCAUUCUCUUGACGGCCUCCCGCCUCCUGCCCAAGGGUCUUUUCCUGGACAAGACCAUCGCCAAUGCCCGGACGGAACUAGGCUGGGAAUGUGACUAUGUCCGCGAGGCCGAAGGCGCCAACUACUUCCGAACUCUUCUCGCCGACGACCCGGUCUUCGUUGUCCCCGAAAUCAUCGACCACGCCUCCGGCAAGCAAGUCCUGACAAUGGAAAUGCUCGAAGGCAUAACCGUCACCCGCAUCGCCGACUUCACCCAAGCUCAGCGUGACUGGAUCGGCACUCACAUCAUGCGACUGUGUCUCCGCGAAAUUACCGAAUUCCACUACAUGCAAACAGACCCCAACUGGACUAACUUCCUCUACAACGCCCAGACCCACAAACUGGAGCUUCUGGACUUUGGCGCCUCCCGCGCCUACCCAGAGGAAUUCAUCACCACGUACGUGCGCACCCUCAUCGCCGCCACCCAGAACAACCGCCAGAAAUGCCACGACCUGUCCAUUGAACUGGGGUACCUUACCGGCAUGGAAAGCCAGGCAAUGUCCGAUGCACACGUCUCAUCUGUCACCACCCUCGCGGAACCAUUCAUGCUGUCCUCGCCUGAUCUCUACGAUUUCAGCAAUCAGACCAUCACCGACCGCGUGCGUGAGCUGAUCCCGAUCAUGAUCCGGGAGCGGUUGGCCCCACCACCCGAGGAGACUUAUAGUCUCCACCGCAAAUUGAGUGGUGCGUUCCUGCUGUGUGCCCGACUUGGCAGCCGGGUCCCUUGCAAGCAAUUGUUCAUCGACGCUGUCGAUGCAGCAGAGAAGCGAGGCUUGAAACUGUAA
Penicillium salamii is the source of this 2121-nucleotide messenger RNA. The record is from the annotation of a GenBank genome assembly. NCBI's taxonomy places the organism in Eukaryota, Fungi, Ascomycota, Eurotiomycetes, Eurotiales, Aspergillaceae.